Ostrinia nubilalis (European corn borer) is the source of this 7061-nucleotide messenger RNA. RefSeq names its product basic helix-loop-helix ARNT-like protein 2 (gene MET1). Gene Ontology annotation, cellular component: transcription regulator complex; aryl hydrocarbon receptor complex; nucleus. The record is from RefSeq and is a predicted model, not a curated record. The transcript has 2 exons. Bases 194 to 1777 code for a protein of 527 amino acids. NCBI's taxonomy places the organism in Eukaryota, Metazoa, Arthropoda, Insecta, Lepidoptera, Crambidae. Gene Ontology annotation, biological process: regulation of transcription by RNA polymerase II. Gene Ontology annotation, molecular function: protein dimerization activity; DNA-binding transcription factor activity, RNA polymerase II-specific; RNA polymerase II cis-regulatory region sequence-specific DNA binding.
GUAACCGAGUUGUCGUCCGCAUGUUGCGCGGAAUAAAUAGAUUUUUGUUUUAGAGUGGUAUCCUAAUUAUUAAUAGAUAACAUAAAGCAAUUGAAAAUAUAAUUACAGCUAUUUUAAUUUAAAACUAUGUGUGCGUUUUAUCAGUGAUGAUUAUUAGGGACACAAUCAGUGCAAUAUAGUUGUCAAAGUCGAUAUGACGUCUUUGAGUGGACCAAAUAUCAACAAACACGCCGCUAUGUCUACAGCUCAGCUGGGAAGCGGAAACCAACCUGCAAACUUCGGUAUGGCUGUUGCAGUGCCUCCACCGCAAGCCAUGCCUGUUGGAUAUCCACUGCACACAGCUAGCUGCAGCGAUUCUUCAUCAGAAUCCCAUUCUCCUGAAAUGCCAUCAGCCAAAGCCAGUGAUCGAGAAUCGAGGAUUAUUGCAGAGAAACAACGGAGAAGUCAAUAUAAUUCUCAUAUAACACAAUUAACUGCACUGUUAUCAGAUAUUGUUCAUGCUCCCCGAAAAGUAGACAAAACAAGCGUGCUAAGACUCGCCGCAAAUAAGCUACGCAAUGAGCAUGUAUUUGGAGAUACUAUUAAAUGCGGCCACAUUGAGACAUGGUCCUCAUCUUUCGUCAGGUUUUUUGAUCUGUUCGGCAGUAUAUUGUUUUCUGUUACUUGCCGUGGAAGAAUAUUCCUUAUAUCUCCAAAUGUGCAAGAAAAGUUAGGUUACUGUCAUGUUGAUCUCUUGGGACAAGAUUUCUACAAUUAUGUCCAUAAUGAUGACCAAAAUAUUCUACGACAACAUAUUUACCCUCCAGAACUACGCAGUGGCUGUGAACCGAGACUUUUUGAGCAGCAUCAAAAUUUUCAUAUUCGGAUAACGCGGGCUGGGGCAAAAGCCGAUCCACCUCGUUAUGAGCAUUGUCGUAUAGAUGGUGUGUUAAGGCGCUCUGACCAUGCUACAGCAAAUGGAGUUCAGGAUCAACAAAUUAUCAGAAGGCAGCGUGUGAGAAGAAUUCGUACUUUUUCAUCUAGUGGCAAUGAUUUUGUUUUUAUUGGCAUGAUAAAAGUUUUAUCAAACUCCUUGCCAACUCAGAUUUUACCUCCAACUGCUUAUUCAGAGUAUUGGACGAGACAUUUAGUUGAUGGACGAAUUGUACAAUGCGAUCAAAGUAUAUCUUUGGCUUUAGGGUACAUGACAGAAGAAGUCACUGGCACAUCUGCAUUUGUAUUUAUGCACAAAGAUGACGUAAGGUGGGUAAUAUGUGUUUUGAGACAAAUGUAUGACCAAAGCAGGGAAUUUGGUGAGUCUUAUUACAGGCUGAUGUCUCGAUCUGGUCAUUUUAUUUAUAUGAGAACACGUGGAUUCUUGGAAAUAGACAAAGAUUCAAAGAAAGUUCAAAGCUUUGUGUGCGUCAACAGUGUUGUUGGAGAAGAUUAUGGUCGGCAAAUGAUGGAUGAAAUGAAACGCAAAUAUUCUGUCAUUGUGGACAUGGCUAAGCAAGAACCAGAGAAUGUAGACUUUAUAGAUGAAGCUCCUGUAGAGCAUCCCAAACGGUUGGAGAGAAUUGUAAUGCAUCUGGUUGAGCCAUCAGGUGGUGAUAGCGCUGAUGAAUUAAAAUUACUGCCACCUUCAAAAGAAAACAUAAUUUCUGCUAUCAAAAAUAGUGAAAAGGUUGUUCAAGAAACUGGAGUGAGGUUCGAUUCACGUAAAAGAAAAAAUCCGGAUAGUGAUAAUAGUGACCACUUAAAACGGCACAGUGGAUUGCAGGACUACAGCCACUUCUGAUCAGUGACAGACUCAUUGUAAGUUUUGUGAUUUUGUGUUCCUACAUAAAUAAGUUUUGUUACUAGUCUGAAUUAACAGACGCAUAGAAGUGUGACCAAAUUGUUGAUAUUAACUAAUGAAUUUAGAAAAAGAAGUGUUUUUAUGUUUUAUCAUGUUUGGUCAUUGCUGAUGAAUAAAUCUCAACGACAUGACUGUUAAUCAUAGGUAAUGGCAUGUUACUGGGGGUAUGGAUACAAAUAACAACAACAGAUAUAGGAGUGGUGGAAGGGCAAGUUAUUUUUGGGAUGCUGAAAUAAAAGGGCCUAUUACUAAUAAAACAAUAAAAACUAGUGAUAAAUUAAUGUCAGGAUCACUUGAAAUUAUGGUACAAGUUUUUCAACAAUUGCUGCUGACUUAGCAAUGAGUAUUAUUUUUUUUUAAAUUGACCUAUUAUGAAUGCAAUUUUUUUUAUUUCAUAUAAAACAUAACUUGAAUGAAAUACUAUUGCAAAUAUAUUUUUUUAUUUCAAUUUACAAAGCAGUUUCUCACCAAAUCAUGUGAAUUCUAAUUUCACAAUACUCUUUUAUCUGGCCCUGUUUGAAGUUGCCCUCUACUCUCCUAUUAUUCAUUAAAAAAACUUGUUUAUUUUAUCAAUAAAAUUAUUUUACAGUACUUGAUAGUACACUAGUUUGACAAUAGUUAUUAAAAUUGACAUGAUUAAAGAGAAAUAUAAAAAUGAAGGUAUUAAAUACUAUUGAAAAAAGUAUUCUAACUCUAACCAAGUAGUUAAAUAAGCGUAACUUGCUGAAAUAAUAACACAUAGCUAUGGUAAACACUUUUUACUAAAACUUUGUAAUUUUUUCUGCAAAACCUGCUGUAAGCGAAUACUUUAAUUCAUAUUUUCUUCACUUUCCAAAAUGUUCAUAUCGUAAACCUUCGGAGAGACCAAAAAAAUAUGUCAAUUUUAGUAAUACAUACGGUAAAUAUCAUUUUAUUUAUUUUUUACUCUAUACAGUAGGUAAUUUUUUUUGCAGUAAGUAUCUACAAAAUGUUAUUUACUGUGUUUGUAUAUAUAUAUUAUAUGUGCCAAAUAAAGGACACGGACCUCCGUAUCAUUUAUGCCAAUGUUUAGUAUAAUGUUAGCAUGUGGUAAGGAAAUUUGGAUAGGUGCAGUGGUUUGGUACAAAAGUAAGAUCCUGAGGUAUCAAAGCCAGAAGAUGUGCACUUGCAAAGCAUAUUAAUUAUUUUGGCGAAAUUUAGCUGUGUUACAAAUGUGUAUUAAUCUUGCUAUAAGUAGGUAUACCCUAACUAAUGUUUGUCCCUGGUGGAAUUUAAACCCGCUAAUCCGCUAUGCGAAUCAGCAGGCGAGAAUUAGAUGGCACAGCUAUUGGUCUUGGUAACUACUGGCUUUCUACAAAGCAAUACUUGUAUCUCUUGCGAAUCCAUGAUCAACUGAUAACAGUACCUGUACUUGGUAUUGUUAUGCACACCAUUUGUACAUUUGCUUUUAUCUGUUAAGUGUUAAUAUGUCUCUGCCUCUACUUUUAUCGCCAUCUGUACCUACCAAAUUAUGAAAGUAGGGGUAUAAUGUAAGAAGAUGUUGUUGUUUUUUAGGAAAGUAUUUGAAGUGUUUGAUACAAUUGUUAUUGAUGUACAAUCUUUAAUAUGAAUAAAGCCUAUUAUACAUACGUCCUACUGCGGGGCUUAGGCCUCUACCCAACCAUGGGGUAGUUUAUCAAUUAAGUCAAAGGUUUUAUUUCCAAUGAAAUAUUGGUGUUAAUAGGCUUCUUCAAUAAUUAAAUAAGUAAAUAAAUAUGACACAAAGUUCAAUACUACAUUUUUGAAACACUAAUUUAAGUUACUCGAAAGUAAAUAAUUGCCUAGUUUAAAUAUUAUUCCAUUUUCUUAUUAAGUAAUGUGGACAGUGGCAAUUUAAACCUACUUAUGCCUAUCAUUUCAUCAAUUACCUACUGAGAUAUCAAUAAAUUAUAAAAAAUAAUUGUCCUAAUUUUAUACAAUCAUUGAUAAAAUUAAAUUUUGUUGUCACAUAAUAUGCUACUAUUACUAUCUUGAUAAUAUCUGUUUGUGUCAGGGUUGUAAAAAUCAUGAUUUUUAUUAGAUUAUGCAAUCAUUGCGUCAGUUUUACUUGCGAAAAACAUUUUUAUUUAGGUAGAAUGAAGGUCUAAUAGUGCUGGAAAUGCCGCCAAAAAAAGUAAAUUAUGUGUAGAUUAGGAUGGUUUGUUAUACCUACAUAUUUUUUUUGGAAACAAAAAAAAAACUGUUCGUCAAAAACAGCUUGUCUUAAGUGAUGUCCAUUUCCAUUAUAAAAAUACGAAUAUCUUUUUACUAGUAUAAAUUUUCGAAAAUCAUGAUUUCAAUCAUAUAACCCUGGUUAAUGUAAGUAUUAAAUACAAUUAAUAAAUAAUCAAAUUACUGUCUCUUACAUAAGUCACAACCUAUUUGUAAUCUUAGGGUUUCGAACUCCUCGAAAAAAUACAGGUUGUAAUGUAUUUAUGAGUGUGCAAUAUUUUGGUGAGUUUCUGCUUAAAUAUAUUUGACCUGUGUUGUUAUUUUAGAAAAUAAUAAAGUCCGCUUAAAAAAGAACAAUUAAAUAUUGUUAAAUCUACUUCAUGGCGGGUUCAAUUUAAUAUAGGACUGAUGAAAGUGUGACCAGUUUUUCUGACUGAUAACAAAAUUAUGGAGAUGUCUGUAACUUUUGGAUAAUUCUAUUAACUUAUUCCUUAGCUAUGUUGAGUGGUAAAACACGAAAAAGUGGAUAGGCUAGUUAGCACAAGAAAAUGUUGUACUUUUAAAUAAGUGGAAAUUCGUUAAAUGUAGUUGUAAGAUUAAUAGUAGAUAGGCAUCUAUCGAGUUACUAAAUAAUCAAAUGAGAUACAAUGUUAUCUAUCUGAGUAAAGUGAUUUGACAUGUGAAGUAAUAGAAUUAUUAAGAUAUAAGAACAAUCUCAAUCUUCUGACUGAAUCUAAUAGAUUUCUUUUUCAAAAACAGUUGACUUUUAAAUAAAAUCGGCCUCAAUAUUUUUGACGUAAAUUAGGCAGAGCCUAAGCUAGAUAGGUAGGUAGGUACUUACCUAUUUAAAAAUAUUGAGUGGAAUAGAUAUUUUCAGCAAAAGCAAAUCAACAACAAAAACAACACUGAGAAAAUUGAUAAAAAAAGAAAAAAUGUGACUCGGGGGUUUAAUUGAGAAGUAAUAGUGUCCUCUAACACCAAAUACUCGCGUUUACACCCUUCACGUGACGCUGUAUACGUGUCCCAAAAUUCAACGAUAAGCCGGCGCCUUAGAGUGGAGAUGGUCAUGUUGGUUGAGUACUUUAGAAAAAAUAAGAAAAAAGCUUACAUUUUUUUCUCAUUUUUCCUAAAGUAGUUAUGAUGACCAUGUCCAUCCUACGGCGCGCCGCGUCGUUGAAUUUUGGGACACGUUGUUUAUUUGGUCGCCUUUAAUGAAGAAGAGUUGCGUUGCUAUUCAAAAUGGCCCAAUAAAGCAAUAGAUAGUAUAAACAGGCCUAGGAUUGAUCAUGUAAAGUCAUUCAUUUAAUGGAAAGCCACUUUUUCGUCGAAGGUCUAUUUAUUUCAUCGAUGUGCUAUUUCAACGAUGGGUCAUUUGACCAAAAAACAUUAGAACGACUACUAGUUCAUAUAAUCUGUAAUACCUAUUUUGGUGCUAGCUAGGGCUAGCAGACAGCGGUACUUUUACAUUUCGUAUAAAUAUAAUUAAAAUAGAACUUAUCUCUUAUUGAAAUAAGAACUUUGUGUUGCAUAAAAAUCUUGCCACGUACUUUAUUGUUAUAAUUUUUAGUACCUAACUACGAGUACUAUUCAUUUGAAAUAGGCGUUGUUGAAAAUAUUUUACCUAUACUGGAAAGAUAUUGGAAAUUAUGGACGUGGUCGCGCGCGAGCAAUUUGAUUUGAAAAUGCGUCAUGAAUACCUACCGUAAAAAACAGCGUCUUCAAUAGUUAGGAGGAACACAACAUCAUUAAAUAACGCAUCUUUACCGUAGAUGAAAUUAAUAAUUUAUUAACAGACAUCGUUACCUUCGGGAAAAUCCACAAUGAUGGCGAAUUUUCAGGGUAUUAUAUCCAGGGUAGAUUGUGUUAUGAAUGGAAGUCCAUUUCAAAUUAACUACAUAAAUGUAAGGUGGGAUUAGGAUAGACUUUUGGAUAUUAUAAAAAUGUUCGGGUUUGUGAAAAAAAGUAAUGCUAUUCUUAUAUUAAUUAGCAUCAUGCGGAUUGAUUAUAAUGUAGACAGACAGUCAGAUGGCGAGUGUUGGAGUGUGUUUUUGAGGUCAACGUUUACAAAGUGACGCGAAUUACUGUUGAAUCUGCCAUCUGCCAUACUGUUGAACCUGAAGAUGGGCAUAAUAUUUCUCUACACAUAACUCGGGUCUUUUAAAACUAUAAUUAAAAUUAAAUAUUUCAAUUUCUGCUUUUGAUAAUGCCUGCUUUUAUAAGGAAUUAACAAGAUAAUAAGGGAAAGCCGGUCGUUGUAUCAUGUUAUGAAUAUACUAUGUCUCGACUUCCAUGUCCUUGAGGAAUAUGUUAUUAAAGUAAUAUAUAAAAGUCGCAUCUAUAGCUAUCUAUACAAUCCCUGCAUAUUAUGAUUAAAUAAAACUAUCUUCAAAGGUAGGCACGUUAGAUAUCGUUGAGCAUUUUCGUUCGAUUUGCUCGGAAAAACGAGAGCACGAAAAUAUGGUGUAGUUUAAGGGACUUUCAGAGGACCGGAUAAUAUUAAGUUGAUUGCGAUAGAGAUGGCCGACCACGCGAUUGCUCACCAGAAACCUCAAACUAGGUUUUCAGAAAGGCCAAAAACUUAAAUCAGGCGGCUAGUAAAGUAAUUGUUAUAAUUGUGUAUGAUUAAUGAUGUGUAUCUUUUCAUCUAGAAAUAAAUGAAAUCCUGUUAAGGGUUUGCUAUGCAAAUCGAAACAUGUAUUUAAUAUUAAACGAUGUUAGUGUAUUUUCAUGGAUACUAAUAAAAUUAAAUGUUAAUUACUGUAAACAUUGUAUGAAUGUAAAGGUUGUGAAUUUAUUCAACAUCCAUUGUGUUACACGAUUGUUGUAAAUCAAUUCAAUAAUUGUAUUCUAUAUCUAUUGAUAUCUAUUGACGUGAAUGUGGAAUAAUUCAAGUAUAAUGAAAUGAUAUUUAACUUGUAUUUGAUGUCCAGAUUUUAAUACGAUAUUAAAUAAAAUAUCUAUUUGGGUAUGAGCAUUUAAGCUGCACGAGGGAUAAGAAUAUUCUGAUUGUAUGUUACAUUGAUAAUAUUUGAUGUAAUAAAAAAUAUAAAAUUUA